AUGCAUAAUCUGGUCUGCUGUUGGCUCUUCAUAGGACUCUUUAGUCCUCUCCUGUCUCUUCCUGUCCUUGACUCAAAACAAGAGUCCUUACAGUUCUCUGCCCCUGACGAAGAUGCAAGGUUAACUUUGGAUGAGCUAGAAAGAGCUUUUCUCCUAGAGAUGCUGUCAGAGGACUUCGGUGCAGGACAGGGCAACAGUCUCAAGAAAGCAGAUCCCAGUAUCAAUUUUUUCAGCCCAAGAGGAAACAAGAGAAAGUUUCAGGCUCCCUCUGGACAAGAUCCUAACACUUCACUGAAUCAUCUUUUAGCCAGAAUCAGAAAACAAUAUAAGAAAAAUGGACCUCCUUCAGAAUGCUUCUGGAAAUACUGUGUCUAA
Molecule: messenger RNA, 375 nt
Organism: Erinaceus europaeus (western European hedgehog)
Lineage: Eukaryota; Metazoa; Chordata; Mammalia; Eulipotyphla; Erinaceidae
Gene: UTS2
Product: urotensin 2
Exons: 4
Coding region: 1-375 (124 amino acids)
Biological process (GO): blood vessel diameter maintenance; regulation of blood pressure
Cellular component (GO): extracellular region
Molecular function (GO): hormone activity
Source: RefSeq, a predicted model, not a curated record